Molecule: messenger RNA, 330 nt
Organism: Penicillium chermesinum
Lineage: Eukaryota; Fungi; Ascomycota; Eurotiomycetes; Eurotiales; Aspergillaceae
Exons: 1
Coding region: 1-330 (109 amino acids)
Source: RefSeq, a predicted model, not a curated record
AUGGAAACGAUACUCAAUUUUCAUGGGCCUGAAUCUUGGUUUUGUAACGGGGAGUCCUUUCACAUGUUUCUCUGCAUCAAGAUCGAGCAGGGCAUUCGUCUACGCCGAUUUCUCCAUGGGGAAAACAACCCUCACCAGCCCAGAUCGUUUACUCCUUCUGCCCUGAAAACAGCGAAUCUCGCCCUGGAAGAGCUCGACUAUCUUUCCACAGACCGCGCCCAGCAUCCUUCCCAGCACUCAAAUGCCGCGCCAAGCCACAAGAAAGGUGACCAGACGGGUGGAGAGAGCACCAAAGAAGUAGUCCAGAUGGCGCAUGUUGACAAGGAGUGA